CCCUCUCUGUUCCUGUUACGUCCACUCCCACAGAGGCUUCACUGUAAACUUCAGAUAUCUUCUACCACAGCAGGAAACUGACACAUUAGGCAGCUGAACAGGUUCUUAGACGUGUUUCUGCUCCUGUGUUCUAUUUGAAAUCCACGUUCAUCAUGGUUGAGCUAGCCGAGACAUUUCCAGAAGAAACUGAAGGAUUAAAGGAAGCACUGAUGAACAAUGACCCAGCCACAGCUGUUCAGAUUUUAAAAUACUUAAUGAAGCAAGAUAAUAUUCCACUUAACAUUGGAAUUACAGGAGGAUCCGGCUCAGGGAAAUCAUCCUUUGUUAAUGCUUUUAGAGGCUUGAGCAAUAAGGAUGAAGGAGCUGCCCCCACUGGUUGUGUAGAGACCACCUCAGUGGUCACACCAUACCCACAUCCAAACUAUCCCAAUGUGAUUUUAUGGGAUCUUCCUGAUGUUGGAACCACCAGGUUUCCAGCUGACAAGUACCAGGAGAUGGCUGGAUUUCAGAAGUUUGACUUCUUCUUUAUCAUCUCAGACACUCGCUUCAGAGAAAAUGAUGUAAAACUUGCUCUGGAGAUUCAGAGGAUGGGGAAGAAGUUUUACUUUGUCCGCACAAAGAUCGACAACGACAUGCGAGCUGAAGAAAGAAAGCUGAAGGAUCACUUCAAUGCAGGGACGUCUUUGACAAAAGUCAGACAAGACUGCAUUCAAGGUCUUCAGAGCCAAGGAUUCGAGUCUCCUCAGGUCUUCCUGGUGUCCUGCUUUGAGCGCCACAUGUAUGAUUUCUCUCUCCUACAUGAGACCUUUAACGAAGACCUGCCUGCCCUGAGAAAACAUGCUCUGCGUUUUGCUGUAGUUGACAUCAACCAGGAGAUCAUCAACAAGAAGAAAAAGGCUUUUCUGGCUGAAAUAAAGUAUUAUGCUGCUAUAUCUGCAGCUGGAGCAGCUGUACCAGUUCCAGGUCUUUAUGUUGCUGUUGAUACAGGUUUGAUGGUAACAGUUAUCAGACGAUACACAGCUGGGUUUGGUCUAGAUGUGUCACCAUUAGAAAGACUUGCAGCAAACAUGGAGGUGACUUUUCAGGAUGUAAAGGCUGUCAUCAGGCCACCUCUCACUUCUACAGAAAUGAUAAAAAAUGUCGUUCUGAAGGUGUUGGUUCAUCUCACAGUCAUAGCGGAAAAGAAAAUGUCCAGUUAUUUUCCAAUUUAUGGAGCAGUGGCAGCAAUGAGCCUCUCUUCUUUCACUACUUACAAAGCUCUGAAUUCUGUCCUGGACAUGCUUGCUGGUGAUGCACAGAGAGUGUUUAAGAGAGCUUUAGGUUUAUAAAGCUCUGCAUGAUGGAGAUAUUUACUGACACUGAAAAGUGCACUGAACAAAAGAGUUGAUCCGUCACUUCAUAUUUAUUCAGCAAUAAUAUUUGCUAUUGCUAGUGAAACAUGAAUAUCAACCCUUUCAUGCAGAGUGUCCACAACAGCGGACACCUACUUAAAAGCUGUUUUCUAGUAAAUGCAUGUGUGGGGAUGGUAUAUUUUUAAAUAAACCACUUCAGUGGAUACUAGCGAGUCAUCCAAUACACUGCCAGUCACUGAAGAAUUAAUACAUAAUUAAAUGUAAUUACUUAAACUUAAUUGUAAUUACCAAG
Messenger RNA from Melanotaenia boesemani (Boeseman's rainbowfish), 1644 nucleotides. RefSeq names its product interferon-inducible GTPase 5-like. Lineage: Eukaryota; Metazoa; Chordata; Actinopteri; Atheriniformes; Melanotaeniidae. The transcript is spliced from 3 exons. Bases 153 to 1328 code for a protein of 391 amino acids. The record is from RefSeq and is a predicted model, not a curated record. Gene Ontology annotation, cellular component: membrane. Gene Ontology annotation, molecular function: GTP binding.